Messenger RNA from Ciona intestinalis (vase tunicate), 3814 nucleotides. The record is from RefSeq and is a predicted model, not a curated record. NCBI's taxonomy places the organism in Eukaryota, Metazoa, Chordata, Ascidiacea, Phlebobranchia, Cionidae.
AAAUAUUGGCAUUUUAUUAUUAUAAAUUCACAGAUCAUUUUUUGAAGGACUGUAAAUUAGAAUACAGGUGUUAUAGUUUAAUUGUUGCCGACACUGGUACCAAUGAACCCACCCCCCGACCCCAACCAUCCAAAUAAUCAAUGGCCCCAACCACGGAACAUGUCACCCAUGGGUACCCCCCCAAUUUCACCCCAGUAUCCAUACCCACCCAUGUGGUACGGGUAUUCCCCUCAUCCCCCAUAUUACCCCUACCCCCCACCAGGAGGGCAGUAUGGGUCACCUUACCCCCCUCAAAACCCAUAUGGACCCCCGCUACCCACUUACCCCCCAAUGCCGCCACCCCCACCCCAAAAUAGGGGUCCUCGUUACCCCGAAAACAUUGAUAGGGGGCGCCCCCCAAUGAGAGACAAAAGAAGUGACAAUAGACCUCGUUCCCAUGACGACAGAAGAGGAACUCCCGAAUAUGUUUCAAGGUAUUCUGAUCGUCGUGGAAACCACAACAAUGAGCGACGCUCGUCAUCGAGCACGAGGUCAUCUCAAUCAAAACAUAGACAUCGGUCAAGAGAACGCAGUGGCUCAAGAAGAGAACCAAACCGCAGAGAUUAUCAAAGAAAUGAACACCCAGACCUGAAAAAAAGAAAAAGUACUUAUUUAAGCGAGACUGAUGACAUCACAGAGGGUCAUUGUGACAUGGAGGAAGAAAUCAAGAAUUUAAAAUCAAGUUACGUUCAAAGCACGCAGCAUGGGAACCUUUAUAAAAAAAUAAUUGACCCGACAUCUACAGUGGAAGGAAUGGAAAGUUUGGUCAACAUUUAUGAAAGGUUUGAAAAGCAAUUAGCCAAUCGCCAUAGAGAUUUAUGGGAAAGAAGACCCGAACCAGAUCAAUCUACCAAAGCAACGUUAGAUGAAGAAUUAAACUUGAAUCAAAGCACCCAAAUAACAAUAGAAAAAGUAAAGAAGUGGAAAAGUGACAUUACACUGACACGCCAUCAGCAAGUUAAAUCGUCGACGAUCGUGAAGAAACUUUUGGAAUCUUCAAAGAACUUGAAUCUCACUUUAGGGGAAUAUAUUGACCAAACAGAACCAAGUAUUCCAAAUUUUGCGCUUGGGAAACUUAAGAGGGCGAUAGAGAGUGGAGUGGACCUCGACACAGAGCAUGAGGGUAAUGAAGUUGACCACGCGGGGGAGCUAAUGAGCUCCAUCAGGAAAUUGAAAGCCCACAAAGACAGGUUGCACGAAGAAUUAUGGUACAACGAACCAGGUCAAGCUAACGAUGGACCUCUAUGUCGAUGUAGCUCAGGAUCAAGAGACAAAGGGAUUCGUCACAAUAUCUAUCCUGGGGAAGUCCCUACUGCACCUUAUGAUCCUAUGAAGAAUAAUAUUGGCAAAAUGCAUCAUUAUCGCAUCACAGUGGGUCCUGCUGUCAACUAUAUGAUCUCACAACCGACCACAAUUGAAUACAGCGGCCAUGAUUAUAUGUUUGAAGGAUUUUCUAUUUUCUCUGAUGAACCACUUGAUAAAAUUCCAUUAUGUGACAUAAUCAGGUUCCACAUCCGAUACACAAUCUACCUCAUCGAGGAAACUCCUCCCGAGAGUUUCUGUAUCAGAGGAUUGGAUUUAUUUGAUGAAUAUUUGUUCAGAGAGGUCCUUGAAUUAUAUGACUGGCAAGGUGAUACCCCUCCUUCCGAAGCUCUCGCUAAAAACAAAAGAAAAUUCAGAUUUUUUCCUCGGUUCGUCCGUUCUUUGCCAGACAACGGGAAAGAAAUAUUAUCUUUAUGUAAAGUACUGGAAUAUUUGUUGGAUAGCGACAAACCCCUCGUGGAUGAGAAGGACCUUGAUUGGUUGAUGAAGUGUUCACAUGACGAGUGGCUGGACCAUACAGACGCGAUCAGGGGUUCAAUCGUCACCCACCCCGGUAAACGCCCGAGCUCCUUAAGAGUCGACCAACUCGAUCGUUACGACCGAAAACCCGUUGAAUCAACUACACAACACUGCCCACAAGUGGACGAACGUUACCCGAUGAUCAUCCACUUUGGAAUCCGACCCGCUAACCUCAGUUACGCUGGUGAUCCAACCUACCAAAGAAUUUGGCGAGCUUAUUUGAAACAGCGACAUCUAAUGGCCAACUCACCGAAAGUAAAACAAAGCGACAAAAAGAAAUUGAGGGAACGAGAGAAUGCACUGCAGAAGAUAAAAAGGGCAAAAGAUAUGCAGAGAGAGGUCACGGUUGAGUUAAGCAGCCAUGGUUUUCGACGAACUGGUUUGCGAUCCGAUGUUUGCCAACAUGCUAUGUUGCUUCCAGUGCUGAGUCAUCAUUUAAGGUAUCAUCUUUGUUUGAGAACUCUAGAAAAAAAGAUCGGGUACGAGUUUAAAGAAAGGAAGUGGCUAAGUCACGCCAUGAAUCAUCCAAGUUGUCAAAUGAACUUUGGUUUGAACCCAGAUCAUGUUAGGAACACACUUUCCAACUGUGGAUUGAGAUUACCUAGAUAUGGGGACAGUUCAAUACAUUAUAAAUACACAAGAAAACGCGGAAUCACAACCUUAAUUCGAAUUAUGGCACGCCUUGGGCAACAGAGGCCGGUUUUAUCCCCAAUCGAACACAACGAACGUUUAGAGUUUCUUGGAGAUGCCGUUGUUGGAUAUUUCACGAGCGUUCAUCUUUUCCUUCUCUUCCCCGAUCUAUCAGAAGGAGCACUCACAACUUUUCGGACCGUGCUUGUGAACAAUCAACAUCUCGCGCUACUGGCAGAGAGGCUACAAUUAGAUGAGUUCAUGUUGUAUGCUCAUGGACCCGACCUUUGUAGAAAAGCUGAUCUACGCCAUGCUAUGGCUAAUUGUUUUGAAGCUCUUAUGGGUGCAAUAUACAUGGAAGCUGGGUUGGAACGAGCUCAAAGGUUGUUUGGGGAGUUUUUAUGGGAAACUGAAGCUUUGCAAAGAGUUUGGAGAAGUUUACCGUUACAUCAGCUUCAGGAAGAAGAGCCCGUUAGUGACCGACGCUGCAUCAAGGACGUCCCGAUCCUCCAGAAGUUAACGAAGUUUGAAGAUUCGAUCGGAGUGAAGUUUAAUCAUAUCAGGUUACUUGCGAAAGCUUUCACUUGGAGAAACGUACAUGAGAACAUACUCACACAUGGCCACAAUCAAAGAUUGGAGUUUCUUGGUGAUUCAGUUUGUAACCUCGUGGCAUCAGCUUAUUUGUUCAAACUUUACCCAACUCAUCAUGAAGGUCAUCUUACACUGUUGCGAGCGACUGUUGUUAACGGCCGAACACAAUCACUUGUAGCAACAGAGCUGGGAAUGCCGGAAUAUGUGAUUUGUACGCUGGAUAACGACAGUACAGAGAGAGUUCCUGAGUGGCGAGAAAAGAAUCUCGCCGACCUUUUAGAAGCGUUCGUUGCUGCGUUGUUUAUCGAUAAAGGGUUAAAAUACGUCAAAACAUUUAUGAAAAUUUGUUUCUUUCCAAGACUAAAGGAAUUCAUCUUAACCCAGGAAUGGAACGAUCCAAAAUCAUGUUUGCAACAAUGUUGUCUUACUUUACGACAAGAAGGAAAAGAACCUCAGUUGCCGACUUAUGAAAUAUCUCAUCAAACUGGUCCCUCGCACUCGAGGAAAUAUGUGGUGACCGUUCAUUUUAAAGGGGAGGAAAUAGGGAAGGGAACGGGGGAAAGCAUUCAGCGUGCAGAAAGAAAUGCAGCAAGAACGGCACUCAACCAAUACAACUUCCCACAAUUAGAAUGGCAGCGUCGAUAUGUAGCAGAGAAACAUGACCUCCCAUAUGAACCGAGGACAAAUCUCAAGAAAAUUGAUGGGAAAACUG